Molecule: messenger RNA, 7901 nt
Organism: Anas platyrhynchos (mallard)
Lineage: Eukaryota; Metazoa; Chordata; Aves; Anseriformes; Anatidae
Source: RefSeq, a predicted model, not a curated record
UUUUUUUCUUUCCUUACCCUCCCACCGCCACAAAACUUCUCCGCUCGCCCGCCCUCGGCCCGCCCUCGGCCGGCUUUUUCCUCCCCUUCCCUUUCCCUUCCUGGGGCCGGCGGAUGGCGGCUGCCCGCUGCCCGCCCGCCCCGCACCGCUUGAGCCCGUCCUCGGGCCGGGCGGGCGGCGGCGGUGGUGGUUGUGGUGUUGGUGGCCAUGGUGGCGAGGAACGGAGAAGCCAGGGCCGGAGCAGAGCGGCGAGGAAAGGGGCGAGCCCCGGCUGCUAUGGGCGACAGGCGGCAGGAGGCGGCCGGAGGGCCGGCUACGGUCUUUCCCCAGAGCUGCCGAGGACGCGGCGUUGCCCGGAGCUGUCAGCGGGAGGAGCGGAGCACCACGGCCCGAGGAGCGAGGUGCUCAGAGCAGGAGCCACGGGAUUAAAUGGCACCGGUUGCAACCUGGUGUUUUGGGGCCAAGAGGAGCAGUCGAGGGAGCCAGGCUUGGUUAGGCUGGAGAAGAUGCUGAGGACAGGUUUUCAUCCAGAGUCGCAAGAGUCGAGCUCCCUGCUGCAGACAGCGGUUUCAGUGCUGCAAAGCUGCUACUUGGAUUCGACGUCUCAGGAUGGGUUUCAGUACAGCCAAGCAAUUCUGGUGGAAAACGCUGUUUUUCUGAACGAGCUCAAAGCUUUUGUCCAAGCAAAGGAAGCCGCCGGCUACAGCCAGGAGGAGCUGGAGGAGACCUUUGCAUUUCUCCUGUUUGACAAUGAAGAAGAGGCCAAAGAAGUGUGUCAGACGGGCCUCCGAGUUAACAGCAGCUCUAUUUCCAUGCUUGGUGAUCCAGCGAAAGGGGUGUAUAUAUCCAAGUACGCUGACUGUCUUCUUCCAAGACCCUGGUACCAUGGGAAAUCAGGCUAUAUUGUCAUCUGCAAGCUAAUUAAGGGGAAGGUGAAGGUGGUGUCUGAGAAUUACACAACCAGCUACACCUGCCCCUCUCCCGGCUACGACUGCCACGUCGCCGUGAGCAAGAACAUCGUCCCGUCAAAGGCCAGCCCCUGCCAGGCCUUCGAGCAGAGCCAGUAUUACGUGUAUGAAGUGUCCGACGGCAGCGCUGCGGAGCGCCCCAGGCAGAUCUGCCCCUACAUAGUCAUCACCUGCCAGUACAGAGAGCCAAAGGAGAUGCCCGUCUUAGCUAGAGAGAGUCUACCUGAGCCUAACCACAAAGUAGCGUUUUACUGCCCGUGGAGGGGGCAGCUCUCCAUCCGGGGCCAGCUCUUGUGCAACAUUGCCCUGAGGACCCCGUACAGCUCCACGAUCCCAGCACAGCUGCCUCCCAACCUGGACAUUAACCACGUCAUGGGGCUGUCUGACUUGAAGAAAAAGCUGCCAGAAGCUGCGUUUGGGAAAAGAAAUUACAUUGAGAAUGAAGUCUGCUUCCAGGGCGUUUACUUCAGUCUAUAUGAAGUGGAAAUAGCGAAUAAGGAUCAACAUAAAAUGAACCAAUUAUUAGAAAAUCUAAAGAAAAGGGACUUGGCGAUCAUCAAAUAUUUACAAGAUCAAGGAGUUCUUAUCCUCCUGACCUCCUCCGCGUUGGCACGGGAUGAUGGAUUCGACCCCAAGGAGCCUGUCAGCCUCCUGGCCCUGUUUCUGUUCACCUCGUCCCGAGCAGUGUGCCUGAGAGUUCCAGAUGUUUUCCCUCCGGUGCCAGCAGCGCUCCCGCACGUGCUGUCCCGUUUCUUCCUACGCGAGUGGCGUAACCCCAGCCAGCCGUGGCUCUCCUCCGGGACCAAGAGCUCUCCUCGCCGGGAUUAUAAACAGUUCUGCUUCGUGGCUUCUCCUUUCUCUGAAGAUAAAUACGUCAGGGUCUGGGGGACAGAAGGAGACGGUGACCGAAGACAGCAGGAGGACGCGAAGAGAAAAGGAGCUGAAGAGCACGAUCCGAAAGAUGAAAGGCGAGGGAGCGACGUCUCCUUAAAAAUAGCCUCGGUUUUGCCCGGGCUUCGCUAUGCCUUGCAGAAAGCCACCACUUCUCCCCGGGGGGACGCGCUCAGCACCGACGUGCGGAUCAAACAGCACUUCCAGGAGUAUGCAAAGCUGGAGCAAAACGCACAGCACACCUCGGGCCAAAACGACGACGUUCCCUGUCCUUCUCACCUGCCAUCAGCCAAGGAUGAAUGCACUAAAUCCUCGACAAAGAGCUCGGAGCAGUCUUUCUGCCAGCUGCAGCAUUAUCUCUCCGAUCCCAGCAGCUACACGCUGGAAUUGUCGGCUGCCUUAGGGUGUUUGGCUGGUGCUGCUCCUUCUCUUUGCUGCAGCUCGGAGGCUGCUCGUAAAGGGGACUGCCCUUUGGCUCUGCCACCGGACCCGGCUCCUCCUGUACCAGCAGAAGUCAAACUCGAAGGCGAAAACCCAAAGCCCACUAUUGUGGGGCUGGGCUGGAGUGGCGAAGUGGCCCCGAAAGACGUUAGCUCAGCCAGCGAGCUUUGGAUGCAGCAGAACAAGAGGAAAUCCAGCCAAACCGCUGGGACCAGCACCGGGAAGAAAUGGUCACCCCUCAAGAUGCAAAUACAUUCUGGGGGGGACAGCAGCAGGGACAGGAAAGCGACCAAGAAGAAAAUCACCUUCUCCUUUCCAAAAAAAACGGGGCUUACGGCCAGCUCGAGCGAGCCCAUGCUGAAAUUAGCCAAUUUAGAGUUUCCACACAGAAGGAAAAGAGGUGCAGAGGUCCUGUCUGCAGAAUUUGUGCACAAUACGCAGCCUGAACCUGCCCAGAAGGAAACCUCGGCCCCCGACAGCCCUGGCUUGGAAACCAAGAGGCCGAAAACGCUGAAGAACUCGGACGUGAAAAAGGUUCCUGCUGCUGAGGACCAGCGCAAAGCCGCUGAAGAGAGGGCCGAGGGGUUUGUUUUAACCGUGUGGGUUAUUGCAGACACAGCACGGGGUUUCUUCCGUGAGGGGAAGGAGCCGUUCGCCACCGUUCCCAGCGAGGUUUCUUCGCAGAGCCCCGCGGCGGAGAGCCAGGUGGGCGAGAUCUACCCAGGUGCUUCUGCGAGCCAUUUUUUUGAUCCGAAGGGGAACGACUACGAAUCCCACGCCCUCAACUUGCUGGCUGACCUGGCUCUGGGCUCUUGUAUUCCUUCCUUCAUCCCCAGGGACAGCGGGGCGAUCUCCUCACCCCGCAGCCCACCCCGUGACCCCGCGAAGGAGCAGCAGGGCCUCCGCAAGCAGAAAUCCUCCCGCGCUGCCUCCGACCACGAAUACCACAGGGUGGACAAGCUGGCAAAGGGAGCUGCCUCGCCUGGCAAAGCGUCACCCAACCUGAAGCUUCCUCCUGCUGCCAAAACAGACCUGAAAGACCCCCUUCCCGGGGAGAAAAACCCCGGGAUUGCCGCUAAAAAGAUCAACCCCAACCCCAACCCCGCAAAAACCCGCGCCUUGCUUCCCAGGGAGACCCAGGAGGCCACCGAGGCCAACAAGCACUCCUUCAUCUCCUCCGAGCACUCCUACGCCUCGCUGCUGCCCGAAAACCUGAAGAAACCUCCGUAUCCCAAAAACACUUCGUAUUCUGGGCCUGCCCUUGCCAGAAACGGGACGAGGGGCGCGCGGGCGGGCCCCUUGGUGGGCAAGGUGCUGCCUUUCCGCCACCAGCAGAGCAGCGCCCACCCUCAGCCUCCCGCCGAGGCCACGGCGGCGCGGUGCCGGGGCUGCCUCCUCUCCCCCAGGCUGAAGGAGGAUUUCGCCGAGAGCCACAGCGUGAAAAGCUGCGGGAAAUCCCUGCAGGUGACGCGGCGCUGGGAGGCCGGCUACCUCUUCAGCUCGGACAGCAAGUACACCAACGACGAGCUGGAGAAGACGGUGAUCCGCGCCCUGCACGGGCCCUGGGACCCUGAGCUGCCCGACGACGUGGAGGAGAUGAAGCUGAUACUUCACAUGUGGGUGGCUCUGUUCUACAGCAAGCCCAGCAAGGUGCUGAGCAGCCGCAGGAAGGUGGUGGAGCACAGCAACCCCAAGAAAUUCGUCUCCUUGAACAGCACCGGGGAUUUCCUGGAGCUGAGCGACGACGGCGAGGAUUGUUUCGGGUCGGAGCCGUGCCCCGUGGACUCCCAGUCAGAGCCUGAGCAGGCUCCUAGCAGCUCUCUGGAUCCCAGCACGCGCUGCCAGGGGGUUUUUCGCCCAGAGGAGAGCCUUGCAGACAGCACGGUGUCGUCUUCUUCAGGGGAGCUGCCCCCCGGGGAGGAGGAACCUUCCUCCACGAGCUCCGAGAGCCUUUCCCUCGCUGACCGCGCUGCUCGGAGCAACCUGGUGGAGAAAUGCAGGCAGCUGGAGCUUCCCGAGGAGGAGCACGGGUGUGAUGGCUCGAUUGUUGCUGUGGUGGAGCUGCCCCGGGAGGGACAGAAGGAUGCUUCCAUCACCCCCAACCCCUCCAACGAUGCCUCCACGUCCCCAGCUGUGCUGGGCAGGGAAAAACCACGCAACCCAGCCCUGAAUUUCAGCCCAGCUCCCCAGAGGACGCCGCACGGGCGUGGAGAGCAGCCAGAGAGUGAGGCCUCUCAUUCCACAUCCUCAGAAGCAAAUCCCAACAGAGCAAAGCCCGAGGGGCUUGGCAGAGAAGAGAGGGCAUCACAAGACCCCUCAGGACAUCCAGAAAUUGAGGAGGAAGAAGUGGAGGAGGGAGAAGCAGAGGAAGAGGGCUCUGGGCAUGGCAGCACGGGCGUGGGGACCUCUGGGUUAGCAUUUUCUGGAAGAGGUGAUGCCGACACGGAGCAGCAGCUGGUGAAUUUGGCAUCCCCAAGGGAUUUUGGUGUUCCCAGAGAGGGUCCUGAUCCCAUCCCUGCUGCCUCAGCCCUUCCCCGUGAGGGCAAAUCGAUGCCAGCCCUAUUUGGGACUGGGGCUGCCUCUCGGGGGCUCUCUGGCGAUGCAGCCCCAAGCGUCGGCGUGCUUCAAGAGCCCUGGGGGGCUUUGGCCACCCCAGGUGCCGAAAAAAACAGCACCAUUUUGGCACACGAAGCCAGCCCGGCCGCUGUGGGUGACAGCAGCUCGGUGCCACCUGCUCCGAGCACGCAUCUUGGUGUCCCCACAGCCGGUUCUGGAGCCGGAGAGGCGCUGCGGGGUGGUUUGGAGCAGGAAAACGAGGAUCGUGCGCCCUCUGCAGAAAGCCUGCUGCUCGUUGGGAGCCAAGCUGCUGCCACGGCUGGCAUGGAGGCACAGGGACAGGCACGAAGCUCAUCCCCUCCUGGCUCCAGCUCUGCCUGCCGGGCGUUUUUGGACGGAGCAGCAGCUGCGGGGGCAGCUCCAGGGGUCCGGGAGGCCGCGGCGCUCGUCCAGGCUCCGUGGAGGAGCAGCCCCGGAGGGAGAAGCUGCCUUCCCCGAGGGCGUGGAGGUGAAAUUUGUGCUGAGCUCGCUUCGGGGAGCUCUGAGGAAUCAAACCAAGAGCAGAACAAGGCUUUGGUGGAAGGGCAAUGUGGCAGCACCCCUGCCAGCCACCCCGAUGUUUUGGGGGAGCCCUCAGGAGCUGGUGACGGCCACGGCUUCGCCUUCGACUGUACGGCCUGGGCAGGGGACUCCAAACCAGACAGCUCGUCCCUGGCUGCCUGCACGGCCUCAGCUGCUGCUCCCCUUGUCCAGGACCCUCCCUGGGGUGCAGAUGCGGGUGCCCCUCGCUGCUUUUUCGGGCAAAAUGAGCGGGGAGCAAUCCUGUGCCCCCCUGGGAAGCCCCGCGAGCCAGGAGCUGCCGCAGAGCUGAGCGUGGCCGCCGAGAUCCCAGCAGCAGCCAGCUCCUUAAAGCCUGGAUUUGUAGGAGAGGUGAAAAAAGACCCAGGUCUGUGCCGCACGGAGCCAACAGAGAGCUCUCCACGGGGUGUCCUCAUGCCUGGUGAGGUGGAACCUGCUCCUUGUUCUCCUCCACACAGCCCCGAAGCAAUUUGGCACGGCGCCGAGCCAGACUCAGUCCUCGGCGUGCACCCCGAUGCGAAUCCAGCUCCCUGUGGUGCCACCAGACCCUGCUUUGGGGGACAGCAGCCCCCAGGAGCCUGCCACACGUGUGCCACCCCCCAAAUCCAGGUAGCAGGCGUGCUGGGAAGCCACGAGGAGGACUCUGAAGGAGGAAGCAGCAUCCCUCGUGCCAGCCCGGCGGCUUUGCCAGCAGGAUUGGUGCCACCACGGGGCGAGUACGAGGCCGAGGAGCCCAGCGUGGUCGCAGAUCCUCAUCAUGCGGAGCUGGAGGGGGAAGAGGGAGCAAUCCCCGUUCCCCACUGGGGGUGCUUUGCACCGAUUUCCCCUCCUCUGACCCCAUCCAGGGGGGCAAGGACUAAGCACGACUCCUCCUCCUCCUCGCUGAGCGAGGCCUGGGGCUCCCCGAGCUCGGAGGAAAACCUCCGGUGGGCCGAGCCCAGUGGAUGCAGCGGGCUGGAGGAGGCCAGCAGCAGGCAGGUGCCACCUUACGUCAAUAUCACGGACAGCCGGGGGGUCUCCAAGGAUUUCCUCAACUUCACGGUCACCAAAAAAACCCAGCGGGGCAGGAGGGGGAACGCGCGGCCCUCCAGGAGACGCCGCCCUUGCGCGGGGCAGUCGCAUUUGCUGAGGGCCCUGCUGGGGCCGUGGAGGGGCUGGGAGGAAAUCACCCAGCACACGUUGGACAUGGAGCACCUCCGCUUCUACUAUAAGCUAAACCAGAUCCUGAGGAGCGGGCAACCUCCUCUUUCUACCUCCGAGAGCAUCUUCCCACGGCACCGCUCGCUCCAGGCGGCCUCCGAGACGUUCCCCGGGCAAGAAACUCCCCUCCCUCCGUCCCCACGAAGCAGGAGCCCUCUGCAAGUGACCAUCCUGCCCUCGACCCCGUGGCCGGAUGGUUUUGGCUGUCCCCAACCGCACAGGGACCCGUCAUCCCAUUGCCCCCCGUGGCACGAGAGGUCCCGAAACCGAGACCUCGCCGCUCCCUUCCACCUCGGCAAGCUGAAAUACGAAAAAACCCCGCAGGAGCCGCCGGGGGUCGUCUCGGCCAUCCUCAGCGAGUCCCCCCAGCUCGACGGGGUGAUGCUGAGCGGGGUCGAGACGGGAGGAGAGGACAAAGGGAAGGGCUCGGCACCCGUGGAGGCAUUCGGGGAUUUGGUGGCGGAGCUGUGCGGCUCGCUGCGGGGCCGCCUGCGCAGCGUGGCCAAGGGGGCCUGCGGGAGCCCGGGGAUGUUUUACCUGGUGGAGACGGGAGAGGAGCCUUUCUUCGCAAGGGUGAAGACCCUGCUGAAGAAAGACGGCCACGUGGAGAUGGAACCCCUCAGCUUCUGCAGCGCCAAACGCCCGGACAGCGACCGGCUGCUGGUGGUGAUCAGGAACGAGGACAUUUCCUCACACAUCCACAAGGUCCCCGGCUUGCUGAGCCUGAAGCACUGCCCCAACGUGGCGUUUGCCGGCGUGGACAGCCCCGAGGACAUCACGGUGCACACCUACCAGGAGCUCUUCCACACCGGUGGCUUCGUGGUGUCCGACGACAAGGUGUUGGAAACGGUGACACCGGGCCAGCUGAAGGAGGUGGUGAAGGUGCUGGAGAAGCUGAACGGGAGCGGACGGUGGAAGUGGCUCCUGCACUACAAGGAGAGCAAAAAGCUCCAAAAAGACGUCAGAUGGGACACCAAUGCCCAGAAGAAGAGCUUGAUCCUAAAAUCGUGCCAGGGAGCCGAGCUGAUCGAGGUGCUGCACUACCACGCCUGCGACUCCCGCGCGUCCCCCAGCUCCGAGUACGUGAAGUGUUUGUUGAACCUGCAGGUCCAGCACGUCAGCGCCAGGUUCGCCGUGUACCUCACGGAAAAACCCGGCGCCAGCAGGGAGCUCUUCGAAAGCAAAGGAAUCCUCGUGGCCGACGUCAACACCUUCCUUGGGACAGUGCAGAAAGUGGCAGCCCCGUUUCGGAGAAGCUACUGGUAA